Messenger RNA from Cercospora beticola, 1167 nucleotides. RefSeq names its product GLTP domain-containing protein. Lineage: Eukaryota; Fungi; Ascomycota; Dothideomycetes; Mycosphaerellales; Mycosphaerellaceae. Gene Ontology annotation, molecular function: lipid transfer activity. The record is from RefSeq and is a predicted model, not a curated record. Gene Ontology annotation, cellular component: cytoplasm. Gene Ontology annotation, biological process: intermembrane lipid transfer.
CUCGUGCACAUUUGUUUCCAGAGUGUCACAGGCAGCAUGAUCGGUGAAGGAGGCAGACCCUGAAAUAUGGCGCGGGUGGAGGAAGAGACGACGGGCAGCUCCAAUGGUGCCAUCCUGCAGGGGCACUCGAGACGACACGUGUGUGCGAUGUGCUUUAGUUCGGUUCUGAGGAGCUAAGCUACACGAGUCCUUGCCUCAUCUCUCACCGCAUUGAAUUUCUAAAAUCAUCCUGAUAAUUCCUCGCGAGCCCUUCGACGACCACAGCCUCUUCUGAAGCCGCUCCAUCACCUCGUAACAACAUGGCAGCUUAUCCACCCGGCGGUACCUACUUCGACGGCAAGAAGUCGUUCACCGAAGUCAACAUCGAUGCCUCCAAGGGCGAUGCUAUCAACACUACAGAAUUUCUCGAGGCCGCUGAGGCUCUGACGGGGCUCUUUGACGUGCUCGGCGGUGUAGCAUUCGGUCCAGUCAAGAGUGAUAUUGGCGGCAACAUCAAGAAGGUCCGCGACAGGCAGUUGGCAGCACCAGUGGAGGGCGAGACACUGCAGGACUUGGUCCGCAAUGAGCUCAAGACGAAGAAGCACACUGCUACGGAAGGAUUGGUGUGGCUCAACAGAGGCCUGGACUUCACCGCCCAAUCGCUCCGCCGCAACUUUGAUAAUCCGAACGAAGAGCUCGCUGCCUCAUUCCGCGACGGCUACGGCAAGACGUUGAAGCAACAUCACUCCUUCCUCGUGAAGCCAAUCUUCUCCGCUGCCAUGUCUGCGACACCGUACCGGAAGGACUUCUACGCAAAAUUGGGCGAUGAUCAAGAGCGAGUGAACAAGGAGCUCAAUGAAUGGCUCAAGGGGUUGGAGAAGGUCGUGGCAAUACUCAACACAUUCCUCGCUUCGAAGGAGGCGAAGUGGUGAGCAUAAAUUCCUCUGAAGGAUGUAGAAGACCAAGGCAGAGCAGGCAUGAACAGAUGAAAUAAAACUUGGAAAUAUGGAACCAGGCUCAUUUGGUGCCCCUUGCUCGAUCGACCUUGAGGCCUACCCGUUGAGCGAUACUAUCAGCAGCUACCUAUACGAGUCUUGCAGCGAAGCUCGAAUCGAGUGACUGAUUUAUGCAGCAGAUUUAGGGACAGUUCCCAUUCCUACUUCUUCAGAGCACGCGACAGCAUACCAC